AUGUCGCACGGGGACAUCUUGGUGAGACAGGUCUCCGAGACGGACGUCGACGCCAUCACGACGAUCUACGAUGACGCCGUCACGAACAGCACCGUCACGUACGACGAGGAAACCCCCAGCCGAGGCAUCAUGGCGCAGACGAUCUCCGAAAUCAAGGAUGAAGGCCUCCCCUAUCUCGUGGCCGAAGUCCGUGACUCCAACGGUCCAAAGGUCCUUGGCUUCGCCUUCGUCAGGCGCCCGGCCCAAUACUACACCGCCGAGACCAUAAUCUACGUGGCUGACGGCGAGAGAGGGCGUGGCGUGGGCCGGCUGCUGAUGGAGGCGCUUAUCAAGGAGUGCAAGCGGCAGGCCUUCCGCCGGAUGAUGGCUCCCAUUGGAGACGGCCCGGGGAACGGGGCCAUGGUCGCGUUUUUUGAGAAGCUGGGCUUCCGGUGCACGAGGCGACUCAAGGGCCAUGGAAACAAGAAUGGGAAGAGUCUGGACACAUUUUUGAUGCAGCUCAAUAUUCAUGGGGGAGCUGUUCGCCCGCCGGAUCACCGGGCGAAGCCGGAGUGA
Messenger RNA from Thermothielavioides terrestris NRRL 8126, 555 nucleotides. RefSeq lists its product as uncharacterized. The record is from RefSeq and is a predicted model, not a curated record. Bases 1 to 555 code for a protein of 184 amino acids. The transcript has a single exon. Lineage: Eukaryota; Fungi; Ascomycota; Sordariomycetes; Sordariales; Chaetomiaceae. Gene Ontology annotation, molecular function: acyltransferase activity, transferring groups other than amino-acyl groups.